AUGCGAGACUCGACCACUGAAGUGGACGUCAAGUUCGCACUCAAGCCAGCCUUCAGAGCCCUCAUGUACCCAGCGAUGUGGUUCUUCAUGCUCCUCUGCGUUUCGUACGGAGUUGCAACGACCUCGACAGGGCAAUUUUUGCCACGGAUUGUUCACCAACUGGGCUACAGUGCUGUGCAGACAAAUCUGCACCUCAUGGCCCCGGACUUGACAGGAUGCGUUAUCACGCUCCUUGUAGCCUGGCUGAGCGACCAUUACAAGGAGCGAGGAACGUUCCUGUGUCUGGGCCUGAGUUUCACCAUGAUCGGAUACAUCAUGGCCAGCGCGCUGGAUCCGAUCGCACAGACAGGAGCUUGCUAUGCAGAGAAAGGGUUCCUGAGCAGCAAUAAACAAGGGGGCCACCGGACAACUGGCAGGCGGACGGGAGCCAGUGAGAAAUUACCCAGUUUUGCUCAGCCUCUUGCGGGUGUUUUGAAACUUGCCCGGGGUUCAGCCUGGGAUUGA
Molecule: messenger RNA, 504 nt
Organism: Aspergillus chevalieri
Lineage: Eukaryota; Fungi; Ascomycota; Eurotiomycetes; Eurotiales; Aspergillaceae
Exons: 3
Coding region: 1-504 (167 amino acids)
Biological process (GO): transmembrane transport
Cellular component (GO): membrane
Molecular function (GO): transmembrane transporter activity
Source: RefSeq, a predicted model, not a curated record